AUGACUGUCUCUAAACCUAUAUCAACCGUUCUAUUGGUAGGUAAUAACCCGAAUAUAACAUUCUAUACAUCAAGAUUACAAAAUGCAAAUAAUAACCUAGAUUUAUUCCAUGUGAGUGAUUCUAAAUCUAACAUUUUUAGCAUUGAAACGGAAACUUAUGGUAAGGAACAAUUUGAAUUGGAUAAUCAUUUUACUUCCAUCGACCAUUUAAUUGAAGCUUUAAACCAAAUCUCCUCAGGUCAAAUUUUCUUCGAUUUGAUCAUUUUGAAUGCCUCUUCUUUACAACAAUUAUCCUUAAUAUCCUCUCAGCUAAAACAUUUAAUUAAUCAAGAUUCUAUAAUCGUUAUAGAAUCAUCAGGUUUCAUUCAAAUAGAUUCUUACUUCAACGGGCUAGACUCUCAAAACAUUAUAGUCAAUAUCUUAUCCGAUUAUAAUAUUUGUCAGAUAAAUCCAAAUGGAUAUAAACAGUUAAAUAACAAGUCAACUAAUUCUAAAUUUUCAUUAACUUUGGGAAAAAGUGACAAUAUAAACAGCAUUGAAUAUCCAAAGGAAACUAAAACAAAAUUACAAAAUCUUGAAACUUUCUUAAAGAAAUUCUUUACCAAUGAUACAAUCGACUUUUGUGAUUAUUCACCUUCCAAAUUUUCUACCAAGGAAUGGUCAAUGGCCAUCCCAAAAAUUUGUUUGGACCCUCUCUUAGUUUUACUAGAGGAAAACGAACCAACUGAUCUGUUAGAUAACAUCCUUGCAAAACCAUUAAUAUCCGGAUUAAUAACUGAAACAAUGACCAUAGCAAAGACACUAAACGUUAAAUUAGAUACUAACAUUGAUAACGAAGAUAAAAUCUUGAAGGUUUGGAGCGAUAAUUAUUCAGAAAAUACAGAAGGUAAGAAUGAAAACGUACCUUCAAUAUUGUACCAUUUCAUUAAUAAAUCAAAUAUACCUUUGAAUUUUGAUUUAUUGGUCUUACAACCAAUUUUAUUAGCUGAUAAUUUCGGUAUUAAGACUCCAUAUUUGGAAUUUUUGUUCGCUAUGUUAUCACAAUUUGAAAAAAUUAAUUUAAAUCAAUCGAAAUGGUUUACUAGAACAAUCGAUUAUAAUAGUCUUUUGAAGGAAAAUGAUGAAUUGCGAAAGGAACUGAAGACCAAUAAGAAAGUGUCGAACGAUGAAAAGAUUGAAAAUGAUUUGAAUGCUAAACAAUUUUUAGACAGGAUUAAUGAAUUACAAGGUCAAUUAGAUGCGUCCAAAUGUGAAAUUGAAACAUUGAAGGCCUCGAUUAGUCAUUCUAAUGAAGACAACCCUUCUGCGGGAUUAGGUAUUAUCAAAUCUAAAAGUAAUAAUAAUAGUAUUGAGCCUGAUCACGAUAGAAGUCUUGUAGCUCCUUCUAUGAUAAGUGAGAGAAGCCAAGAAAAACCAUUGGAUAUACCAAGUUAUAACAACAAUAAUAAGGAUAAUAAGGAUAACUCCUUGGAAAACGAUGAAAAAGAACAAUCCUUAAAAGAAAGGGAAAUUGAAUUACAAAGGAAAGAACUAGAUUUGAAACAAAGGGAAUUAGUAUUCAAGCAACAAUCUAUUCUCCAGCAACAACGUCAAAUAACUCAUAAACAGCAACAGUACUACCAAUCGCCUCAGUUGCCAACUGAAACAUUUGCCACUCCGCCAAGAUCACCUGUCAUUAACAACCAUAGUUCUAAUGACUCAAGGAAAGCUUCUUAUACAAAACUCCAUAAUAUCAAUAAGAAUGGACGUAGUACUUCCAACACUAAUCCGACAUUAUUAGCAAAUAACUUUGUGGAUCCAAUUUCCUCAGGAUUGCCUCCAUUGCAAACUUCAAACAUGGAUAGCUUUGGUGAAUCGUCAUCUUCACCAAAUGUUCCAUAUCAUCAACAUCACGCUAUAAAACCAACAAGUAGGAAAAAUAGAACAAGUAAUAUGCCAAGGAUUGGGAAUCCGUCGAGUUUAACUUCCAAUAGCUUAAAUAAUAAUACUAGUAAUCCAUCUACUCCACUUUCACCUGGAUUCGGUUCAACUCGUGUAUCGUCCUUUCCCUCUCCACCACUGAAUAAUCAUCAUAAUAACAAUAACAAUGGUAUUAAUAAUUAUAAAUUAAGGGAUAAUAUUUUGAAUACAAGUGGACUCGAUAUGCCAACUCCGAACAAGGUAAGGAAUUCCCCAGUACUUGGCGUAAAUAAUAAUAAUAACCAUAACAAUAACAAUAAUAAUGGACAAAGGCAGAUAAGUACAAGUACUAUGUUAGAUCAUGCAACAGAGAAUAAAUUCCCGAUCAACGGAGGUCCUGCGCCAAUUGACUCAGACUUACCAUCAGGACCAAAUGUUAACAGCAUGUCUCCUACUAUACCUGAGUUGGCACAACCUAAAUACCAAUUUAGUAGUUUCUCUAACACUAACUCUAAUUCAAAUCCAUCAUCUAAUGAUACCACUGCUGAUACUUCUAAUGAACAUACUGGAGAAACAGACGAUAAUGGUGCUCACGCGGCUGAUGGAUCAGAGAAGAAAAAGAAGAAGAAGUUUGGUGGUUUAUUCAAAAAGAAGGACAAGAAGAAGAAAUAA
Molecule: messenger RNA, 2571 nt
Organism: Naumovozyma dairenensis CBS 421
Lineage: Eukaryota; Fungi; Ascomycota; Saccharomycetes; Saccharomycetales; Saccharomycetaceae
Gene: PAM1
Product: Pam1p
Exons: 1
Coding region: 1-2571 (856 amino acids)
Cellular component (GO): cytoplasm
Molecular function (GO): oxidoreductase activity
Source: RefSeq, a predicted model, not a curated record